AUGGAUUACGCGACCUCCAGGAGCGCCGCCGCCGCCUCCGCUCCUCCUAUUCCCCGUCAGUCCCAGGCCCGUCAGUCCUCCAGCCGAAAGGGGGUCGACCCGUCCAUGCAUUUGCACAUUCGCGACCACGACAAAGAUCGCGUCCCACUCCCGCCUGCCUCGCCAGAGGUCAUCUCAUCCCUGAUCACCAGUCUGUCCGUUAUAUCGAAACCCGCGAAUCAGCACCUCGACAACCAGAGUUUGUCCAUUCCAAGCUCCCCCGGAGAGGGCAGUUUCGGUGUUGAAUACGGUGCCUAUCUCCGUGGUGGCCUCGACCGACUGCAGGAGGAGAGCAUCGAUCUCGACGAAUUGGCCGCGAGCCCCCCUAUUAUCCGAACUGCGAAGCCUCCGUCCGGUCUAUCGCCCUUGACUGCCCCAAAGUCACCCAAGUCUCCCCAUCGCGAAUCAUCCGGGGGUUUCAAGUCUCUGCUGCGGAACCCGUCACGACCUUCGUCGAAGAGCUCAGCCUCGUCCCAGGAUGACACUCACAGCAUCGGGAACUUGUCAAUCGAGAGAGGACAGCCGCCAACGUCCGAACUGCACCGUCAGCGAUCGCAUGACAGCUGGGGAAAGAAGCUGGGCAGGAGUCAAAAAGGUCUGAUGUACAUGAGCUCCAAGGAACAGCUCCGUGCUAGUUCAACAGAGAGAAAGCGCCCAGGUGCAACCGGAGGAAAGUCUAACAGCUUUAACGGCUCGUCGUCUAAGCCCGAUCCAUUUCUUGCCGAAACGCCAAUCAACGAAGAGCCUACAGACGGACUUUUGAAGGUACCGGAUCGAAGCCCCUCCUUUGAAUCCAGCAACUUUCACCGGCCAAUCCCAAACAGGGAAUCUUCUUUGCGAAAGACAGGGUCCAAUGCGAAAAGGUCAUCACAUAGGUCGUCGCGAACAUGUGAAGCUGGGUUGAAAAACAUCAUACCGGAAGACGCCGAACAUACUCCAACUGACGAUCUUGCCGUGGCCAAACGGCGUUCCGCUCAUCGGCAGACUUCAGAAGCCGACAGUAGAAGGCGAAGGGACGACAUCUUGACAGCAGAUAUGGCCAGUCCUGCCAGGACCAGCACUUCCACUCGAAGGUCGCGAGAACCCAGCUACACACAUGAAAAGGCUACAGAGCAGCCCCAUGACGCAUAUGGGAUAGAAGAAGGCGCCCCUUCGCCCGCCAUUUAUCAAAGCAGGCGACAAAGCUCUCAGAGCGCUGACCGUAGGAUGUCUGGUCGCAGGUCGGGUCGUACGACCCCGGAUCCUGGUGAUGCGAUUAGGUUGAAGCGGAGCAGCUCACGGCUGAAGAAUCUGUCGACACCCGAACCUAGGGACCACAAGGAGCCUGCCACUCCGGACCCCACAGUUGGAUACGAGCGGCCCAUGAGCGCCGACUCUGUCGACGAUGCUGUUGAAUCAUACCUAUGUUCCCCGAGACUGUCGCAGAAGAUCCGUCACCCGCAGACUGGCAGGGUGAUAUCCUUCUCGGAGGUCGGCGAUGCAGAAGGCUCGGCAGUGUUUUGCUGCGUAGGAAUGGGAUUGACCAGAUACAUCACUGCGUUUUAUGACGAGCUCGCCUUGACUCUGAAACUACGGCUGAUCACGCCAGACCGGCCGGGUGUGGGCGACAGCGAGGCUUAUGCUGACGGGACAGCAACACCGCUCAGCUGGCCAGACGACGUCUAUGCUAUUUGCCAGGCACUCAAGAUUACCAAAUUCUCGAUCCUUGCGCAUUCUGCCGGUGCGAUAUAUGCUCUGGCAACCGCGCUUCGUAUGCCACAGCAUAUCCGUGGGCGCAUUCAUCUCCUAGCUCCAUGGAUUCCCCCUUCGCAGAUGAACGUAUUUGGGACAUCGCAGACAAUGCCGCCCACUAACGCAAUACCCACGUCGCAGCGAAUUUUGCGGGCUCUACCAACUCCAUUUCUCAAAGCUGCAAACAGUUCCUUCAUGACGGCCACAAGCAGCUCGAUCACCAGCUCGCUCCCUAAGAAUAGUCCCCGUCGGACUAAGCGGAAGGCAGCAGCGGACAACCGACGCGACAUUACGCCCAGCUCGGAGAAGGAGAAUAUUGCUUUAAAUAAGGCGGCGCCGAAACUGCCCCAGCCGGAGGCUACUGAAAAUAUGGACCAGUACCGACCGGCAGAGGGUGAAUUCAACGCAGAAGCUGCCAUCCUUACGGCCGCGGCAGAUGCGAUGGCCGACAAGGAACGACAGGUCACCUACGAUACGCGUCUUACGCACGCGAUCUGGGAUCUCGCCACGACGGGCGCCAACCCGGCCGUUGACCUGCUCGUCUGUCUCGAGCGACGGCACACCAUCGGGUUCCGAUACGUCGACAUCACCCGCCCCGUCGUCAUCCACCACGGCAGCAAGGAUACCCGUGUCCCGGUGGAUAACGUGAGAUGGCUCGGCAAGACCAUGCGGCGAUGCGAGGUCCGCGUGCUGGAGGGCGAGGGCCAUGGCCUGAUGGCCAGCGCCAGCGUCAUGGGCUCUGUGCUGAUGGAGAUCAGCAAGGAGUGGGAGGACUGGAUGCGGCUCACGAAUAGCAGCAAGCGGCCCGAGGAGAGGGGCAGGAGUACGCGGGCGAGCGCGCGUUGA
Messenger RNA from Anthostomella pinea, 2616 nucleotides. NCBI's taxonomy places the organism in Eukaryota, Fungi, Ascomycota, Sordariomycetes, Xylariales, Xylariaceae. The record is from the annotation of a GenBank genome assembly.